Molecule: messenger RNA, 2025 nt
Organism: Cercospora beticola
Lineage: Eukaryota; Fungi; Ascomycota; Dothideomycetes; Mycosphaerellales; Mycosphaerellaceae
Molecular function (GO): oxidoreductase activity
Source: RefSeq, a predicted model, not a curated record
GCGUGCUGUGGUGCUGCCACGGGCGUCUUUGUGUUGGUCUAGCCAUUCGCAGGCCGUCAUGACGUUCGCAAACGCGAGCUUCGCGCGUACCAUAUUGACCACACUGUGAGGUAGGCAUGAGCUGGUUGUAGCCCUUUCUUUCACCAUUUCCUGACAUGCCUACUGACGGCAGGCCACUGUUGGAAGCUCAAGGCUCCCAGACACGAUACGAUAUGAGCCAGAAGGUAGAAGGCCAGAGGAGGAAGAGGGUGCUCAUCGUGGGAGCUGGUGCUGCUGGCAUGUCCUGCGCGCAUCACCUCUCCGAGCAUCCAGACAAAUUCGAUGUAACUCUGGUCGAUGCGGUUAACUACUGUGGAGGACAGGCGUUCUCGAUACCACUGGAUAAGCAAAAGACGGGUGCAUCAUAUCUCAACCAAGGAGUGCAGGGAGGCUCGUACAUUUUCCACCAUACAAUGGCCAUGUUCGGCAGGAAUGGGUACUGGGCUGACCCUGUCGGACUGCAAGUGUCCUUUGGCAAAGGCGAGACGUUCUGGAGCAACGUGUACCCCACGAAGAUGUUGGAGAAGCACAAGGCAGAAGUGGUCAGGUUCUUCCGCAUGCUCAAGAUUAUUCGCACAUUCGAGAUCUUGUUUGCGCUGCUACCAAUCAAGUUUCUGGUCAAGAUCUUCAGGUUUUCUACCGAGUUCGCAAAUGCCGUAGCUCUGCCUAUGGUAGCUCUGUUUCUGGGAACUGGCAAUUAUGCGCCCGAGGUGCCUACUAUAAUGCUCGACCGACUCUGCACGAGUCCGACAUACGGCAUGUGGUAUCCUCCGGACAAGAACAGCGUGGCUUCGAACAUUCCUCCCAUGGUGGUCUUCCCCAACCUGAGCGACUUCUAUGAGACAUGGCGAAAGAACUUGCUCAAGCGUGGAGUCAACAUUCGCCUGAGCACUGAAGUCACCCAGAUCACACAGCGCAACAAGGACGGCGUGAAAGUCAAGAUCACUGGCCGGACGCCAGCCAAAGACAACCACAAUCCAAACUCUGCCUGGGCACCCGAUGAGACAUCAAAUGCCGAUGCAGAUAAAGUCGAGACGGUCGAAGACUACGACGAAAUCGUGCUUUGCGUCUUGACUGAUACCGCGAAGCGCCUACUUAAGCCCACCAUCACUGGCCUCGAAUCGAGAGUCCUUGGCUCGGCAAAGUUCGCCGACGAUAUCACAGUCACUCACCAGGAUCAUGAAUAUAUGAAGAAACACUACGAGAACUUCUACAACCAAGAGCUUGCCGUAUCUUCCAUCAACGGCGUCAGCAUGCAGGAAAGGAACGACUGGGCCAAGGACAACUUCAAAGCCAUGUAUCUCAUCCGAAUGUAUCCCCAAGACUUUACAAAGCUCGAAAUGUGCUUCGACUGCACCAACUACCAGCCGCAAUUCCCGCCUGAAGUGCCCUUCGAUAAGCACGUCUUCCAGACCAUCUUCCUGAACAAUGAUCGCGACAGCAAGCUGUGGACCAGGGACGAAAUUCAAAAAGACAAAAUCAUUAGAGAAGAUUGGUGGCAUCAACUCUGCCACUCUUGGACCCAUUACCUCUUUGUUGUGCCCUUCUUGAUGUUCCUUCAGGGCAAACGCCACACGCGCUUUGCUUCAUCCUGGACUCUGGUAAAUGCGCACGAAACAGCCUGUAUCUCUGGCAUCUCUGCCGCGGUGGAUCUCGGAGCGGAGUAUCCUGCUGAUUUGGAGCGAGACAAGUUCGCGUUCUUGGCGUUCAGGUUGUAUAAUUUGCUCGUUUACGGAAAGUGGAUCAAGCGAAAUUACACGAAGAAGACGAAGGAUGGUGAAGGGAAAGACUAUGCAACGGGCAAUGAAUAUGGAAGCGUGUAUAAUGGACCUGGUGUCAAUCCAGAUGAGGAGAGAAGGAUCUGGAAGCAGGAGGCUGAGGCCGGGAGGAGCUUAAGAGUUGAGGAUUUCAAUCAUGAGAGUGCAAAGACUGUUUGAGGGUCAUGAGAAAUAGUUCGUAAUGUAUGUUGAUGAAUUGAAGAUACUG